This is a messenger RNA of Prorocentrum cordatum, 1030 nucleotides long. The record is from the annotation of a GenBank genome assembly. NCBI's taxonomy places the organism in Eukaryota, Dinophyceae, Prorocentrales, Prorocentraceae.
UUUUCCUUGGCGCUGCCCAUUUGACCGCACGUGUGGUUCUCUGCUCUGCAGUGCGCCUUGCCACGCUAUGGCCGUUGGUCCCAGGCUGGAGCGGGUGGUUGCCCAACUCACCGCUGGGCGCCAGGCUCGGGUUCGUGUGGCGACACAUCCUGACCGGGCUAUUCUGCACAUUGUGCUGCUGCCUGAGAUCAGCGCGGCCAUGCGGAACGGCAUCAUCACCCUCUGGCUGAAGUAUGUUGUGCAGCAUUUGCGCGAUCUUGAUCCCCCCGGGGCUGGUCAUGAGCCUUCUGAACAGUUCCCCUUCCGGCACGCGACUCCCCCAGCGCUGCAGGGUAGAUGGACGACGUCGGGUUUCGCCCUCGCCUCGCCCAUGCCAUUGAGCAGCGUCAAGGCCCGCUGCCACUGCACGCCCUUCUUGCAUGCGCUGAUCCCGGCGCUGUAGCUGUCUAGGGCUGACCCGUGGAUUCCGUCCACGACACCUUGCCAAAACGGUUUUCGGGGGAGCGGCGGACACGCUGCCGAAGGUCUAUCCACGUGGCGCGAGCCCGUUUUCCAGCAGCGCCCUGAGCUGGUUCUGCGGGGCGCCCCGCGGGCCUGCACAGGCUGUCGCGGCCGAGGAAUAGGGGGCCAGAGCUGUCAGAAUCGGUCCCUGGGCCCCCCCCUCACUGUCGAGGCGCGCCAGCGUUGUCUGCUGCGUCCACCCGUGGCGGCGAGGAGCCCUCCUGAAGGCGAACUGUCUGCGUGUGGACUCGGCCUCCGCCGAUGUCGUCUGGCCCGAGCCUGGGCAGAGGCUGGCACCCUCUCUGCGCCAAUCGCCUGGAUCGCCUCUCGGAAGCACGCCCAGAUCCUGUGCCACCCAAACACCUCGUGGCGAUGCGCCGCGCGAGGCCAAGGCCCAGUAACCUUCGCGCCCUUGUGCCCGCACCCUCGGAGACGGGCAGCGCCCCGCAUGCAGCCACGAGCCGUGUGAGGCCGAACUGGAGGAUAGAACCGCUGCGCGCCUUUCUCUGACACAAUAUCGGCGUCUCCU